Annulohypoxylon maeteangense is the source of this 1953-nucleotide messenger RNA. RefSeq lists its product as uncharacterized. Gene Ontology annotation, biological process: tRNA wobble base 5-methoxycarbonylmethyl-2-thiouridinylation. The transcript has 2 exons. The record is from RefSeq and is a predicted model, not a curated record. The coding region runs from base 120 to 1838 and encodes 572 amino acids. Gene Ontology annotation, cellular component: nucleus; cytoplasm; elongator holoenzyme complex. NCBI's taxonomy places the organism in Eukaryota, Fungi, Ascomycota, Sordariomycetes, Xylariales, Hypoxylaceae. Gene Ontology annotation, molecular function: acyltransferase activity, transferring groups other than amino-acyl groups; iron-sulfur cluster binding.
CCUUAAUCGUCGUUUAUACCCAUCCUCAAAUUCAUCCGGAAACAUCGCAUCAUAAAUUACCUAGUAUACAUCGAAAAAUUAUCGACCAAAAACACAUCCAACUACAUGCACCCUACAAAAUGGCUACGACUACGAUAACGGCGACAGUUCGAAAGAAGGAUGCCAACCUUCCGCCAGAGAACGAGCGAUUCUUGCGAUGUUGCGCUGACAUUGCGAAUGCUCUCAUCGAAGACCAUGAGGCAUCCAAGAAUCCCAAGAAUCCCAAGAGAGAUAUUAAUCUCAACAGCCUACGCUCUAAAUUUUCGAGGAAGCACAAGAUCGCUAGCAUGCCCCCGCUGACUGCCAUUAUCGCCGCCGUCCCCGAACACUAUAAGAAAUAUAUCCUACCCAAACUCAUCGCAAAGCCUAUUCGCACUUCUUCUGGUAUUGCAGUUGUAGCUGUCAUGUGUAAACCUCACAGAUGCCCUCAUAUCGCGUUCACUGGCAACAUCUGUGUCUACUGCCCAGGUGGUCCCGACUCCGACUUCGAAUACAGCACACAAUCUUAUACAGGCUACGAACCAACCUCCAUGCGCGCUAUUCGCGCCCGAUACGAUCCUUUUGAACAAGCUCGAGGUCGUGUCGACCAGUUAAAAUCUCUCGGUCACUCGGUCGAUAAGGUCGAAUAUAUUAUCAUGGGCGGUACAUUCAUGUCGCUCCCUAUUCCUUAUCGGGAAGAGUUCAUUUCCCAACUUCACAAUGCUCUAAGUGGGUACCAGACGACAAACGUCGAUGAAGCAGUCGAGGCUGGCGAGAUGAGUAACGUGAAGUGUGUUGGUAUUACUAUCGAAACUCGACCAGAUUACUGCCUUCAACCGCAUCUUACUGAUAUGCUUCGCUAUGGAUGUACACGUUUGGAAAUUGGUGUGCAAUCAUUAUACGAGGAUGUCGCACGAGAUACCAAUAGAGGGCAUACCGUUGCGGCAGUCGCGGAAACAUUCUGCCUUGCUAAGGAUGCUGGAUACAAGGUCGUUUCACAUAUGAUGCCCGAUUUACCGAAUGUGGGCAUGGAACGUGAUCUAGAUCAAUUUAGAGAAUACUUCGAAAAUCCGGCAUUUCGAACUGACGGAUUGAAGAUAUAUCCUACAUUAGUUAUUCGCGGCACAGGUCUCUAUGAGUUAUGGAGGACAGGCCGUUACAAGAACUAUACUCCAAAUGAUUUAAUUGACAUCGUCGCGAGGAUCUUAGCACUAGUCCCCCCUUGGACCAGGAUCUAUCGGGUUCAGAGAGAUAUUCCAAUGCCGCUAGUUACAUCCGGUGUUGAGAAUGGAAAUUUAAGGGAAUUGGCUCUUGCACGAAUGAAAGACUUCGGUACGACCUGCCGUGAUGUGAGAACACGCGAGGUCGGCAUCAAUGAGGUCAAGCACAAGAUCCGGCCAAGUCAGAUCGAACUAGUUCGUCGUGACUACACUGCCAAUGCCGGAUGGGAGACAUUCCUAGCUUACGAAGAUCCCAAACAAGACAUCUUGGUUGCUUUGCUUCGCCUGAGAAAAUGUACCGAGAAAUAUACCUUCCGCGAAGAAUUAACCGGCCAGCAGACAAGUCUGGUUAGGGAACUUCACGUCUACGGAACCGCCGUACCGGUACACGCCAGGGACCCUAAGAAAUUUCAACACCAGGGCUUCGGUACUCUCCUUAUGGAAGAAGCAGAACGUAUCGCACGUGACGAGCAUGGAAGCGACAAAAUAAGCGUCAUUAGUGGCGUUGGAGUGCGAAGCUAUUACAAAAAACUUGGGUAUUGGUUAGACGGACCUUACAUGAGCAAGUGGCUCGAUGGUCGCCCCCAAGAUAAAUGUUGAACGCACAGGACUCGUUCUUAACGCAUUCGCCCACAUAUCGUCACGUCUCUUGCACAAUUUACAACACACGCCACGAAGGAAACAUAUCCGGUAGUAAAUCAAUGGCGCGUUCAAC